Dipodomys spectabilis (banner-tailed kangaroo rat) is the source of this 2451-nucleotide messenger RNA. RefSeq names its product sphingomyelin synthase 1 (gene Sgms1). Gene Ontology annotation, biological process: ceramide biosynthetic process; sphingomyelin biosynthetic process. Gene Ontology annotation, molecular function: sphingomyelin synthase activity; protein binding; ceramide cholinephosphotransferase activity. The record is from RefSeq and is a predicted model, not a curated record. Bases 837 to 2078 code for a protein of 413 amino acids. Gene Ontology annotation, cellular component: endoplasmic reticulum membrane; Golgi membrane. The transcript is spliced from 10 exons. Lineage: Eukaryota; Metazoa; Chordata; Mammalia; Rodentia; Heteromyidae.
GCUCGGCAGCCCCGAGGCUCGCGGUGGCAAGUCGGAAGCGUUCUCACCAGCGAGGCAGCCGCGGCUGGGGCAGCGGCGGCGGGCUGCGGGUUUCGGGCAGGAAGGGAACGGGAAGGGCCAGUCCCGACACCUCGCUCGUCCCUGACGCCGCGGCCAGCCAGCCCGAGCGCGCGACCGGGGACGGGGGGGGGAGGUGUGCGGAGCCCCGACGCUGCCCUGCCCCGGAUUUCGUUUCGCGGCGUGGGGGCUCAGCGAGCGGAAUUCCGGCGGCUGCCGCGACUCCGGUGCAAGUAAAACUUUAGUGAAGGAGUUGUGGCCUUUCUGAUUUUCAAGAGGAGUGACUUUGGUUGGAGCACAGCAGAGGGUUUUACACUGAUUAGAAGGCGAUUGAUGAAGAAAAGUAAUAACAUGGGUCAGGCACACCAUUGAGUAUCUGGUUGGGCAACUUAUGGAAUACAAGACAAGACCCUGCCUCAGGAAGCGUACAUGAGAAUAAUUUUAAAGAACCCUAUUGAUAGAUGCAAAACAGUAGCUGUCAGAGGUGAUGGAAAUGUACAGGAACAGUGGGAGAAGCUGGUAGCUUAUAGGAAGCCAAGAUGACAAGAGUUUUCCUAAAUAAUCUAAGGAAGAAACCUGCUGAAAAAUGAGGUGAAUUAAUGCUUGGGUACUCAGGAACCCUGGACAGCUACAUGAGGUGUUUAAAAACUGCCCUCACCAUCUUGCCAAACAAGUCUCUGCUCAUGAGGCCUAACAACAUGAACCAGCCAAGAAAGGACAGUGUCCUGCCGUGUAGGAACAGUGACUGCUGACCACGGAGAGCAAACUGGGCCAGUACCAUGAAGGAAGUGGUUUAUUGGUCACCCAAGAAGGUGGCAGACUGGUUGUUGGAGAAUGCUAUGCCAGAAUACUGUGAACCUCUGGAACAUUUCACAGGCCAGGAUUUGAUCAACCUAACUCAAGAAGACUUCAAAAAACCCCCAUUGUGCCGAGUCUCUUCUGACAACGGACAGCGGCUCUUGGACAUGAUAGAGACCCUGAAAAUGGAGCACCACAUGGAAGCACACAAAAAUGGCCAUGCCAACGGGCACCUCAGCAUUGGCGUAGAUGUCCCCACCCCUGACGGCAGCUUCAGCAUCAAGAUUAAACCCAAUGGGAUGCCAAAUGGGUAUAGGAAAGAGAUGAUAAAGAUCCCCAUGCCGGAACCAGAGCGCUCCCAGUACCCCAUGGAGUGGGGCAAGACUUUUCUGGCCUUUCUUUAUGCACUUUCCUGUUUUGUUCUCACCACAGUGAUGAUCUCGGUCGUCCAUGAACGAGUACCUCCUAAGGAGGUGCAGCCUCCACUACCGGACACAUUUUUUGACCAUUUUAACCGGGUGCAGUGGGCCUUUUCUAUUUGCGAAAUUAACGGCAUGAUCCUUGUAGGACUCUGGUUAAUUCAGUGGCUGCUUUUAAAAUACAAGUCUAUUAUUAGCAGAAGAUUUUUCUGCAUAGUUGGCACUCUGUACCUGUAUCGGUGUAUUACAAUGUAUGUAACUACACUCCCAGUACCCGGUAUGCAUUUCAACUGUUCUCCAAAGCUUUUUGGGGACUGGGAAGCCCAAGUGCGGAGAAUAAUGAAACUCAUUGCUGGAGGAGGCUUAUCUAUCACUGGCUCUCACAACAUGUGCGGGGACUAUCUGUACAGUGGCCACACGGUCAUGCUGACACUCACCUACUUAUUUAUCAAAGAGUAUUCCCCUCGACGACUCUGGUGGUACCACUGGAUUUGCUGGCUUCUUAGCGUCAUUGGGAUCUUCUGUAUUCUCUUAGCGCAUGACCACUACACUGUGGAUGUGGUGGUGGCGUAUUACAUCACCACAAGACUCUUCUGGUGGUAUCACACAAUGGCCAAUCAGCAAGUGCUAAAGGAAGCCUCCCAGAUGAACCUCCUGGCCAGGGUGUGGUGGUACAGGCCAUUUCAGUACUUUGAAAAGAAUGUCCAAGGAAUUGUACCUCGCUCUUACCAUUGGCCCUUCCCCUGGCCAGUAGUCCACCUCAGUAGGCAAGUUAAAUAUAGCCGGCUGGUGAACGACACAUAACAGCUCUACAAGUGGGGGAAGGAGGAACUGUGUGAAGUGCUAAGAACUCCAUGAGAGAAGAUGCCAUAAAAUAAACACCUCCCUUUUCCUGUUAUCUUUCAACAGUUAACUUGACUUAACCUAUUGAGUUACCUGGUCAGCACUGUGAUCUUUUUUUUCUCUCCAAAGGACCUGCGUUGGACAACAAUAAAGAAAACCUAACCUAUCAUGCACUGUACACAUUUCCUGUUCAUAAGUUUGGGAUUUACAUAAACUCACAGCCACCAUGUUCCUUUGUAUAUGAUAUAGCAGCAUAAAUGUAAGCUUUUUAUAUCAUACGUUCUGGUCUUUCCAGUCAUACCUGGAAAUAAAGCGUAUUAUUUUCUUGGGAAAA